Molecule: messenger RNA, 183 nt
Organism: Hansenula anomala
Lineage: Eukaryota; Fungi; Ascomycota; Saccharomycetes; Phaffomycetales; Wickerhamomycetaceae
Gene: YNG1
Product: Yng1p
Exons: 1
Biological process (GO): regulation of DNA-templated transcription
Cellular component (GO): Rpd3L complex; nucleus; Rpd3L-Expanded complex
Source: RefSeq, a predicted model, not a curated record
GAUGAAGAUAAUGACAAUCACUUGUACUGUAUCUGUCGAAGAACUAGUUUUGGUGAAAUGAUUGGCUGUGAUAAUCCAAAAUGUAAAUAUGAAUGGUUCCACUACAGUUGCGUUGGAUUAACAAGAGCUCCAAGAGGUAGAUGGAACUGUCCUUUAUGCAAAAAUAGAAAAAAACACAAAUGA